CACCAUUCCUGCUAUUCUUUUUUUUGUUUCUCUUCUCUCCUUCUUCUCUUCUCUUCUCCUCUGUUAUCUCUCCCACCGAAAAAGUCAGCGCCUUCUCUGACUCUCCCUCUUCUUGAUGGCGAGAAUAACGCCUGUACUGAUCUAGCUGAGCACGAAUCCCAAAGCUAGUUUCAGUGGUGAGAUGGAAGAGAGCGACAACGACUGGGACCUGUUUGCAGUUGUGAGGAGCUGCCGGCGAACUCAACCUCCUGCGCCGACAAGGGAUGCCUUCUCGUUCUUUUGUUCUCCGUUUCCUCCGGAGGUUCCCUCCGUGUUUCCCUCCCCCGUGAAGGAAGAGGUGGUUCUUGGAUGUGGAACUUGUUUCCCGGAUCUUGCUGGGGGUUCUUCUAGAGAUGGAGCACUGCUUGAAGAGCUUUGUAAGCCUUUCUUCCCAAAGCCUAUUCUGCAACACCAUCCGAUCCCUUCUCCUUCUCCUUCUCCGGCCCAGAUACGGCCCAGGAUGGCCCAGAUCCCUCGGUCCAAAAGAAGAAAGAACCAGCAAAAGAGGGUGGUAUGCCAUGUUCCGGCUGAUGGUUUAGCUUCUGAUAUGUGGGCUUGGAGGAAGUACGGCCAGAAACCCAUCAAAGGGUCACCUUAUCCCCGGGGUUACUACAGAUGCAGUAGUUCAAAGGGAUGCCAAGCAAGAAAGCAGGUGGAGAGGAGCAGGGAAGACCCGGGCGUGCUCAUAAUCACGUACACAGGAGAGCACAACCACCCAGUGCCCACCCAUCGGAACUCACUCGCAGGUAGCACUCGCUCCAAGCUCUCACCAGCCGCCGGUGCUGGCGCUGGUGGUGAUGCGGCACCGGUAUCACCACCAACAUCAGUGGUUGGGCACUCGCCGACGACCCCGAUAACUUCAUCGAUGGAGGAGGAAACGGAACUCUUGGUGGAGGAUAUGGAGGUUAUGGGUGAUGAUGAUUUGGUGUUCAUGGGGUUGAAUGAGGUGGUGGACGGCGGUGAUAUGGCGGCGGAGGAUGAUGAAGUUUCUAGGUUUUUCCAGGAUCAGAGCUUUCCGCCGCCGUUGCCUUGGUUGGGUAAUGAUCCAAACAACAACACCGCUUUCCAGGAUCAGAGCUUUCCGCCGCCGCUUCCUUGGUUUGGUAAUGAUCCAAACAACAACAGUAAUAACAACACCGCCACCGCCACCGCCGCCGCCGGCGGGGUGUGACCGUAAGGAGAUUAGGGGGGCGUUGAAUCUUUGUCCUUUCUAACAAUUUCAGUGUUUUUG
Molecule: messenger RNA, 1270 nt
Organism: Dioscorea cayenensis subsp. rotundata (Guinea yam)
Lineage: Eukaryota; Viridiplantae; Streptophyta; Magnoliopsida; Dioscoreales; Dioscoreaceae
Product: WRKY transcription factor 22-like
Exons: 3
Coding region: 182-1210 (342 amino acids)
Biological process (GO): regulation of DNA-templated transcription
Cellular component (GO): nucleus
Molecular function (GO): DNA-binding transcription factor activity; transcription cis-regulatory region binding
Source: RefSeq, a predicted model, not a curated record